Aureobasidium vineae is the source of this 816-nucleotide messenger RNA. NCBI's taxonomy places the organism in Eukaryota, Fungi, Ascomycota, Dothideomycetes, Dothideales, Saccotheciaceae. The record is from the annotation of a GenBank genome assembly.
AUGGGCGACGAGGGCAAGAUCUACGUAAGCGAGGAAGUAGUGCCAGCAUACAAGAGCCUGCUGCGAGAUGCCGAUCUCAUUUUGCCCAACCAGUUUGAAGCAGAACUUCUCUCGGGCGUCACCAUCACAGACUUCAAGUCUCUUGCCGAGGCCAUCCGCGUACUCCACCGCUCGCACCGCGUACCGCAUAUCAUCAUCACCUCAGUCCGUCUUCCUCACGACAACGAGCAAGGACAAGAACCAGAGCUUUCAAUUGUAGGAUCCACUGCCGAUUCAGACUUCAACCCUCGCUUGUUCCGCCUCAAAGUGCCCGCUUUCCCCGUCUUCUUCUCUGGCACCGGCGACAUGUUUGCCGCCUUGAUGGUGGCAAGGCUACGUGAAGCAUGUCUUGCUGCCAAUCUCUUGACCACAGCACAUUGGCAAUCGCCCGACAAAGUUGCAGCAAUCGAACUUCCCUUGGCAAAAGCUGCUGAAAAGGUGCUUGCAAGCAUGCACUUGGUGCUCAAGAAGACUAUAAAGUCACGGCAGGAAGAACUGAAAAAGAUGGAAGGUGCUCCAGAAUUCAACACUGGCAUUGGCAACGAGGCCGAUAAGGACAAUGAGCGUGACAAGUAUCUACGCUUGACCAAAGCGGCCGAGGUCAGGGUUGUCAGGAACUGGAAAGACUUGGUCUAUCCUCCAGACAUAGAAGCCUUCAAGGCGCAUGCUGUCCACGUUGAGCUUGACCCGAACGUGUCCAUCGAGCCAGACGAGCUUGGAGUUGUAAACAUGGGCACUGGACACGAGGUUGGACAAGGUGCGGUGCACCAAACUUGA